AAAAAAGGGGUUGUUUUGGGUGGUUUUUUGCUGUUUUAAGGGAGGUUUUGAGCUCCCGGCAAGCAGAAGUUUGGAUGUUGUGCGUGUUUGGCUGUUGGGAAAAGCUGUCCCUGCUCGGGAAUGUUGCAAUCCUGGAGGAGCACGGGCUGGGUUUCAGCGCUCCGGGGGUAAUUCCGGGCUGAUUUUCCCUUUUUGUCUGCCUUGAAAGGAGCAGUGAAAGGAGGGGGAGGGGGGGGGUUGGGGGCUCCCCACCCUUCCCCCGACCCCGCGUGACUCGGGAUUGGGAAACCGAGCUCAAUCCAGCUGGGAAAUAAACAGGAGCGUUGGGAAAGAGCCCCGGCCCAGGUGUGGAGCUGGUGGUUGGGUUACUGGGCUGGAGCCCUGCCAGGAGCUCGUUCCUCGCUCGCUUUUCCUCCCCAGCCGGCCUGGGAGAGCUGGACUGGCAGCUGGAUUUGGUUUUCCUGCUCGAGCCACAACCUUUGGGAAGGCUGGGAUGGAAUUCCAGGCCCUGGAGCUGCUGCUGUGGCUGUGGCAGGGCUGCUUUUGGCACGGCACAUCCGAGGCUCCCAGGGGGUCUUGGGGGGCUGCUCCGUGGCCUUGGGUCCUUCCAGGGUCACGGAAUGGGGGCGGUCAGUGGUGAUCCAUGUCCUCAGGUCCUUUCAGGGUUGUAGAGGGGGUGUCAGUGGUGAUUCCCAGCCUUGGGUCCUUCCAGGAUUAUGGAGUGAGGUUGUCAGUGCUGAUCCAUGUCCUCGGGUCCUUCCAGGGUAGAGGAAUGGAAUUGUCCGUGGUGAUCCAAGGCCAUGGAAUGGGGUUGUCAGUGCUGAUUCCCAACCUCAGGUUCUUCCAGGGCCAUGGAGAGGGGCUGUCAGUGCUGAUCCAUGUCCUUGGGUCCUUCCAGGGUUGUAGAGGGGGUGUCAGUGCUGAUUCCCAGCCUUAGGUCCUUCCAGGGCUAUGGAAUGGGGCUGUCAGUGCUGAUUCCCAGCCUUAGGUCCUUCCAGGGUUGUGGAAUGGGGGUGUCAGUGCUGAUUCCCAGCCUUUGGGUCCUUCCAGGGUUGUGGAAUGGGGGUGUCAGUGCUGAUUCUCAGCCUUGGGUCCUUCCAGCAUCGCUCUGGCACCUCCCAAAUCCCGCCUGGCCCUGGAAAAGCGGGAUUUGAGCGGUGCCAGCUGCCCGGGGAGCAGCCGGAUGCCGGGAGCCGCUGUCAUGUGGUGCAGCAGCAGGCAGGGAUCGGGAACGGGGUGUGGGAAUGGGUGUGGGAAGCGCUGGGAGCGCCGCAGAGACAAAGCUGGAGGUUGUUCCGGGGCUGGAGGUGAUGCAGGAGCAGCGGGAUGCUGCCCUGGGAAUUCUGUCCCGCUUUUCCCUGCGGGUUUUUCCCCUGUGGGUUUUCCCUGCCCGCAGGGGUCUCCCGGCUCCGGAGGGUUGCGGGAUCCGGGGGGAAAAUCCCACUCUGGGUUGGCAGCCGGCGACCUUGGAGGUGCCAGAGGGACACGGGACACGAGGCCGAGCUUGUGCUGCUUCCCUGGGGAUGGAGGGAGGCGAUUCCCGGCCUCGGGAAUGGCGAAGGCUCGGCUGGAGUGCCUUGUGCAAGGUCACUCCCGGAGCCUCGGCCGCCCUUCCCCACUCUGGCAAUUCCCGGCCGAGUCUGAUCCCAGUGCGGCACAAGGAAGCAGGGAUCGGGUUUUGGGGGGGGAUUUGGGAAGGGAGAGGCCGGGAGCUGCGUUUUCCAGAGGCCUCCACGGGGCCUGGAUGUGCUGGCGGCGGGAGCCAGCCCCGGCUGGGGGAGAUCUGCGGCUGCACCUUCCGCGCUCCCGGCGCUUCCCGCGUCCCUGCUGCUCCCCAGGGCUCAGUUUUCCGUGUUUUUCCCCCAAACCCUGCCUGGACAGGAGGGGGGAGGCCGUUGUGGCUCCAGGAAAUCCCGUCUGGCUCCCACGUCACUCCCUCACACCAUCCCGGCGCCCUCCUCCUCCUCCCCCAACUCGCUGCUCCCACUCUUCAUUUUUUGGGGUUUUUUCUUAAAUUUUUUUUUUUAAUUUCUGGGGUGGGAUUUUUCACCCCGACUCUACGGGAAACUCGGAGCAGCCGCAAAUCUUCCCAGCGGGAAUAUCCCGGCAGCUCUGCGGCUCCUCGGGAGCACCUGCAGGGCUCUCCCUCCAUCCCGCCGUGGCCGGGCCGGGCGGGGAUGGAGCUGCAGAUGGCUCCGGGGCCGGGCUGGAAAUUUUUCCAUGACUUUUCCUGGCACCUUGCGACUCCCGGUGGGUUGUGCGGGCCAGGCGCGACCUUGCCGGGGGAAUACGGGCGAUAUAAGUAAUUUUGGGAAGCUGGAACUCGCUCCGGGAAUGCUGUGCGGGGGGUUUUUUUUUGGUUUUUUUUUUUUUGGGGCGUUGCAGCA
This is a messenger RNA of Corvus hawaiiensis (hawaiian crow), 2387 nucleotides long. RefSeq lists its product as uncharacterized. Bases 1245 to 2306 code for a protein of 353 amino acids. The record is from RefSeq and is a predicted model, not a curated record. The transcript has 2 exons. Lineage: Eukaryota; Metazoa; Chordata; Aves; Passeriformes; Corvidae.